GCCGCCCCUGCCGCCCGCGCCGGGCGGCCCCGCGGCCCUCGCGCGGCCUGAGGGCAGGGCCGGGGCCGGGGGUCCCGGCGGAGCGGGGGGAGCCGCCGCCGCCGCCCCGCCGGUCGGUGAUGUGUCGGUCGCAGCUCCCGGAGCUCCGCGCUCCCCACGCCGCCGCUUGCAGCUAGAUCCACGCCCGGCGAGCUGCCAUGGAAACGGGCAGCCCGGAGGAGCGGGACGGAGCGGAGCCGCGGCGGCAGGAGGGCGGGGACGCCCCUCCCGACAGCGCCAAUGGCUCGGUGGUGGCGGCCGAGCCGCAGCAGCCGCCCCCCGGCAAGCUGAGGAAAACGGCCUUCAAACUGUUCGGGGGCAAGCGCAGCAUCUGCACCCUGCCCAGCUUCUUCGGCGGCCGCGGCAAGAAGGGGCUCAGCAAGUGCAAGACGCACGAGGGGCUGAGCAGCGCCGCCUGUGACAGGGGCGGUGGCACCGGGCGGGACAGCCCCUCGGGGGACAGCAGGGAUGGGCAGCACGCAGCCCUGGCCAGCUCCCGCAGCGCCCAGCUGGCCACCGACAGCAGCACCCGCGGGGAGCUGGGCCAGCAGGACGGCUCUCCCCCCGGCAGUAUGGAGGGCUGGGACAAAAAGCCCAGCGGGGAGAAACCCUCCGUCCCCAGACCUAAGAAGGGGCUGAAAGGGUUUUUUAGCAGCAUCCGGCGGCACAGGAAGAGCAAGGCUGCCGAGAGCGAGAGGGCAGAGCUGCCCGAGUGGGGCGGGGACGCGGAGGAGGCUGGCAGUGCUGCUGGAGGGGGAGUGCAGAGCCAAGGAGCUGCGGAGGGCAGGGCAGCAGGGCCCGAGCCGGAGGGCACAGCCAGCCUGGGGGGUGACUCCAGCUGUGGCCAGCCCACCGAGCCCUCGGGCCCCGUGGCCGAUGGAGGCGGCUCCGAGGGUGACACCGCGGCCGUGCCGGGGGACGGGGACGUGCCAGAUGCCAAACCAGAGGCCGAGGCCGCCGCCUGCGCCGAGUUUGACCGGCAGAGUUUGCUGCUGGCCUUCCACCCUGACUUCAUGGACAGCGAGCCGCCCUGCCUGCACUCCGGGGAGCUGCUGAGCCUCAUGCUGGGGGACGUCACCUCCCUGAAGAGCUUUGACUCGCUGACGGGGUGCGGUGACGACAUCGCCGAGCCCGACAUCGCCGAGAGCAGCGUGGCCGUGGAGCGCGGCCGCGACGCCGCCAAGCGCGGCUCCUGCCUCGUCACCUACCAGGGUGGGGGGGAGGAGAUGGCCAUCCCCGAGGAGAACGAGGACUACCUGCAGCAGGUGUGGGACAGCAGCGUGCCAGGGGACAGCAGCUACGGCGCCCAGGUGUCCAGCAGCAGCCUGGAGACACACGCCUCGCACGAGGCCGACGCCCACCCCUACAUGGACGGCGUUGAUCUCCUGACGCCCCAGAGUGACCAGCAGGAGUCUGCCCCCAACAGUGACGAGGGGUAUUACGACUCCACCACUCCAGGGCCGGAUGAUGAGGCUGGAGAGGAGCUCAAGAAGGACAGACUGCCCCGGGACAGCUACAGCGGCGAUGCACUUUACGAGUUUGACGCCCUGAUGAGCCCCUCUCACGGGGAGGAAUCCCUGUUCGAGGGCAAAGUCCCACACCAGGGCAUCUUCAGCUACUUCAUGGACUUCUGCCUCCCUGCAGAGAAGAGCCUGAUCCAGCAGAUGAUGGAUCAGAAAAGAGGGCUGAUGGAAACUGAAGAAGAAGGGCUUGCAGCCAUUCAGAAAGAGCUGCUGUACUGGGAGCUGCAGAGGGAGCCCCUCCUGAAACGCCUGGAUGUCUCCAGCACGGAGAAGUGUCCCCGGGAAAAGCAGUGCAUUGAAUGUAAAAGCAGAGCAGCCAGCUCCAUUGGCAAGGCUCAGAGUGGCCCUGGGAGCGAGCAGGUGGCCUCACACCCCCCGAGCCGGGCUGUCAAUGGCGGGGUGGCAGUGGCCAGGGCUGAAAAUCCGGAGUGGAGGGAUUUCCCAGGGACUCUGUGUCCGGACAACUGUUACAACAGCCAGAAAGGCCCCGGGGGUUGCCUUAUUCAGCUGACAAAGAACACGCCAGGGUUCGAUGCGGAGCUGGACUGUGGGAUGUUUGGGGACCCAGCCCAGGCAGGGCUGUUCCCCGGGUUCAGGCUCCCGGAGCAGGAGCACGGUGCGGCAGAGCCCCAGGUGGGCAGCGAGCCCGAGCACGCCGUCAGCUUCUCGCAGGCUCUGGUGGAGUUCGCCAGCAGCGGGACCCUCUUCUCCAGCCUCUCCGAGAGCCUGGGCAGCUCCGCCUCCAGCUCGUCCUUCACGCAGAACCUCCCCGCCCUGCCCACCAUGGUCACCUUCGACGUGGUGGACGUGGAGCAGGACGGGGAGGGCGAGUGCGAGCAGCACCCGGAGCUGACGGCGGGCGAGGACAUCGCCGAGCCCUUCGAUGACGGCUACGGACAGAAAGAGUCCCUGGCUGAAUGUGACGAGAGAAUGUCCCCGGGCUUCUCCCCGGGCUCCUUCCAGAGCUGCAACUGGGGUGUGGCCAGCCUGCCCCGCCACCUGCGCCUGCACGGCCUCAGCCCCUCCCUGCCCGCGCCGCUCUCCGUGGACAGGAGGAGCCGCUCGCUGGACACCGAGAGCCUGGAGCUGGAGCUGGAGCUGGCCGAGCCGCAGGCUGCCCGCAGCGGCCCCCAGCCCUGCCGCCUCCGGGCCCGGCGGGAGGCUGCCAGGAAGGACUCUGCCGGGGCCAGGAGGAGCAGGAGCAAGGAGGAGGGCGAGCAGCUGCAGCACGGCGCCUACACAGCUCCCGGCGGGGUGCAGCUCUGGGUGGAGAGCGUCUGGGAGCCUGCAGAGCCAGCAGCCGCGUCCCCUUUCCUGCCCCAGGCCAUCGGGGAGGCUCCGGAGGGGCGGCCCCAAGAGGCGGAGCUGAGCCGGCUCCCGCUGCGCCCCUCCAAGCUCCCCCUGCAGCCCGAGGCGCGGCGGGGCUCCUACCGCCACCCCGGGGAUGUCCCCAGGCUGCCCCACCCCGGGGAUGUCCCCAGGCUGCCCCACCCCGGGGAUGUCCCCAAGCUGUCCCGUGUGUUACCGCUGGGAGAAGCGGGGCUGCCCCCCAGCUUUGCUUUCCCCUCGGAGCACCGUGCCAGGGGCAAACCCGUGGGCAUCGCCCAGGGAGUGCCACAGCACCCUGGGGACAGCGCUGGGGACACGCAGAGCCCCCCGGAGCCCCUCAAGGGCAGGGCCACCCCGGGGCACGGCCGUGGCACCGUGUGCGGUGUCACCGACGCUGAGUAGUGCAGGAGUGUCACAGUGUCACCGUGUCACCCAGCCCGGGGCUGCAGGAAUGUCACCCCGGCUGAGAAUCUACAGGAAUGUCACACAUCACCCAGCCAAGGAGCUGCAGGAAUGUCACCGUGUCACCGAGGCUGAGAAUCUACAGGAAUGUCACUUGUCACCCAGCCCAGGGGCUGCAGGAGUGUCAGUGAGGCUGAGCAUCUGCAAGAAUGUCAUUAUGUCACCAGCCAAGGGAAUGCAGGAGUAUCACCUAGGCUGAGCAUCUGCAAGAAUGUCAUUGUGUCACCAGCCCAGGGGCUGCAGGAGUGUCAGUGAGGCUGAGUAUCUGCAAGAAUGUCAUUGUGUCACCAGCCAAAGGGAUGCAGAACUGUCACCGUGUCACCAUGCUGAGGCUGCUCUGGGCAGCAGGGGGCAAAGGGAAGGACAAAACCAGGAGCAGUUUGGGGGGGACCUGAGUUUGAGCUGGGCUGAUGCUGCUCUCCUCUCCUGCAGCCAUCCAUGGCCCUGCCCCUGUAGCUGCUCCAGUGGGGUUUGGAGCUGCCUCCAGGAUUCCUCCAUCCCACGGAGGCACUUUGUGCUUUUCCAGCCCUCUCCAGCACCGAGUGCAGCAGCAGAAGCUGGGAUGGACCUGCUGCUGGUUUGUGCAGGACUGGGGCUGGGGGAACAGGCCUUGGGCAGACUUUGAGGGAAAUGGGGCUGUUCUCUUCUGGGUGAAAUGUUUUGGUUCAGACUCACUGGGAAUGUCUCCUCAGUGUGGGGAGCUGGGAGGAAAGGAGCUGCUCCUUCAGAACAAGGGGAACUUUGCAGCAACAUUUUUAUUUAUUUGGUUUGUCCUUGCCCCAAAGCAAAGCAGGAGCUUUUGUGUGUGUGCUGAUAACGUCUCCAGGUUCGGUUUCAGUUUUACUCACAGAGAUGUGCUGUCCAUGGUGUCCCUUUGAAGAACAAAGUGUUGGUCCUUUCUUUGUUGUGGUCUUUUUCACAGUGCAGAAUUCCUGGUGGAAACUUUCCCUUGCUCCUGGCCUCUCCUGGGCCAUGGGGACAGGGAGGAGCCUUUGAAAUAAGCUAAAUUUGCAUCGUGCCUGUAGCUGUCAAGUGGCAGAUGCUGUUACUUUCUCAAAAGGAAACUUUGUGGCUUUUUUAUUUAAUUUUUUUUUUUUUUUACGGUUGUUUCCUUUGCAUAAACCCACAGGAGGGAAGUUUUGUGUUCCUUGGAAUUUGGGAUGGACUGCAGCUACAUUGGGAUUCACUCCUCCUGACUGGAGGGAACAGAAAAGCUGGAAGCUGCUGGAGGUUUGGGAUUUUUUGCCUUUUUGAAGGAAUGUGGAGGAGGGACACAGGCUGAGGGGACAGAUUUUGUCCUGUGAGCUCUGUUCCAGGCUCCUGCUCCCCUCUGUGAUCCCAAACCCCAACCCAUGACACAAAGCUGCUCCCUGUCCUCUCCAAGCUCUGUCUUCUGAUUUCAUUCCAUUACCAAGAAUUUUUCUUUCCCCCCACCCCUUAUUGCCCUUUCUCUAUUUUUCUUUGCAGCAGAGUUUGUAGCAUUCAAAAAAAAAAAAAAAAUCCCAAAGUGGAAAUACCAGAGUUUUAGCACAUUUGUGGAGUGAGGGGUGGCUCUGCCUGGUCAGACUUGAUUUUUAACACAUUUGUGGAGUGAGGGGUGGCUCUGCCUGGGCCAGACCCGAUUUUCCUGCCCUGCUGGGUCACCCUCCUGCUGCUCUCCUGCUCCACAUGGAUGUGGCUCCAUCAGCUGCUCCCUGCCAUCCCUGCAUUUCCAGCACAAGGAGCUGAUUUUGGGUUUGUUGAGGGUUUUUUUCCACCCAAGUAAAAUGAGAUAUUCCUUUUGAGAAGAGAUUCCUCCUGCCCUGCCCUUGGAUACCUGGGAAGGAGCAGGGGGACUCUGUGUGUGAUGUGAUCAGAGCAGAUCCCUCUGUGCACCCACGGGCUCAAACCUGAAUUUUUCCAUCUUUUCCUGCCAGGAACCUGCUGUGCCAUCCUCCCUCAUCCCAGAGAGGAUUCCCUGGGACACAGCUGGCUCUGGGUGCCACUGCCACACCCAGACAGAAGUGGGGAGCCAGGGCAAGGUGGGACAGCGCUGGGAGCUUUUCUCCCCUCAUUAGCACAGCUGCUAAUGAGCUUUGGAUUGUUAAUGACCUAAUCUCAAAGCAGGCACACCCUGCUGGGACACCACAGGGACAUUGUCACCCCUCACAGCCCUGGCUGGCUUCAGUCCUGCUUUUAUUUCCUUUCACGUCUCACCAAAGGCACCCGGGGGGUUCCAGGCUCUGGAGCUUUGUUCAGCCAAAGUCCUGCUGAGGGCUGGGGGUGUCUGGGUGCUACAUGAAUGUUCUGUAGGAUCCUGGUGGAGGUGGGGAGGUUCACAGUCUGACUUUAUACCAAAGGUUUCUCCUCUUAAUUCGAUGGGAACUCAACCAGGCAAAUAGCUCUGGAAUUCAAAUGAGUUUUCCUAACUCUGCUCAGUCACUAAUUCGCUGGAUUAUUGGCAGAUUCUGCCCCAUUAACCCAAAGAAAUGGGAAUUUCCAGUGCAGCCUGUAAAUGAUGACUGCAGUAGGAUUGGAUUUCACUGCCUGCUGAGCCACUCUUCCCAAAAAACCCCCUCGGGAUCCAUGGGAACAAAGCUGGGCUGGAGCUGGCUCAGCCCAACACUGCCUUACCCCAGGAGCUCACAUUUGGGGUGCUCCCUGAAAGGGCUUCCCAAGCAGAAACCAGUCAGAAAUCACAGAAUGUCCUGCCAAAAUACUGAGGGGAAACUCGAGGGAUCGGCCUUGCCUGCAGUGAGGGAUGGUGAAGCUGUGAUGGAGCCACACCAAGAGGUUCUGUGUUGCAUUCUGGGGACUUGGGGGGUUUGCUUUGCUUUGUUUGUUUUUAUACACAUAAGAAAACAGUCGGUUUUUCUCUAUUUUUGUAUAGUUUUGCAUUUUAUAAUCAUGGGGAAAUUUUACAGAUUGUUCUUUUACUCGUGUGUCUUGUCUUUCCACGUGGUGUGGUUGCUUUUUCCAAAGGCCAUUCCUGCUGCCUGGAUCCCACCAGCUGCUCACCAACACACUUUGCACACACCUGAGACAUCCUUGACCCUCCUCUGUCACACUCAGCUCUCCCUUCUUUGCUUUUCAGUGUUGUUUUUAAUCCCAACCUGUGGAUUUUUGGUGAUUUGUCCCUCCAAGUGCUGUAAAAAGCCCACAGGUUUCAGCUGAGGCUUUCCCUGCUGAUGUAAUUUUAUCUAAAAUUGGGGGCUUCUCUUCAAUCCCUGUGCAGGAGAUGCUGAUGGAUGGAAAUGCUCUUGGAGAGAUUUCCUCUCCUCUUGCUUGGCUUGGAUUUUUCCUUAAAUAAUCCUGGGAUGAGCAGAGCUUCUGGAAUGUUCAAAUCCAGCCCAAAGCAAAUUCCCCUCUUUUUUUUUUUUCCCCAACAGAGGUGGCAAUUGUCACUAAUUUGGCUCUACAUAGAAUUUUUUUUUUCUUCUAAUUAAUAACUUGUCACCUAAUGGUGCUUUUAAAUUUUUUUCUGCCCUGGAAUUCUGGGGUCCCUCUUCUCCUUCACUUCUCAGCCACAUUGAGUCACCCCAAAUCUCCAUUUGGGUGAAGGAAGAAAUUCAAAUCCCAAAAAGGAAAAAAGGAAUUAUCCCUUCCUUCUCCUUGGCUGCCCCAUCCUGCUGCCAGGGCACCAACCUGGCUGAAUUGGUUUUGGUUUUUUGUUUUUUUUUUCCUUCCUGGUCUCAUUGCUACUAGUCCUUUCAAGUUUUUAAUGUAUUGAUUGUGUUUUAAAAUGAAUGUUCCUUUCACUGAAUUCUAAUGAAUAAACUGCAGAUUUUUAGAGAACAUUGGA
Messenger RNA from Oenanthe melanoleuca, 7134 nucleotides. RefSeq names its product APC membrane recruitment protein 1 (gene AMER1). Gene Ontology annotation, biological process: regulation of canonical Wnt signaling pathway. Lineage: Eukaryota; Metazoa; Chordata; Aves; Passeriformes; Muscicapidae. Gene Ontology annotation, molecular function: beta-catenin binding; phosphatidylinositol-4,5-bisphosphate binding. The transcript has 2 exons. The record is from RefSeq and is a predicted model, not a curated record. Gene Ontology annotation, cellular component: plasma membrane. The coding region runs from base 198 to 3293 and encodes 1031 amino acids.